UUUCAUCCAUAUUCUCCUCCACUUCCACCUUCAACCCCCGCUAACAGAACGCUGCAACUCCACCACAUACUCUUGAACGCAUACGAGUCUCUUUUUCAACCAUACCGAAGGGCGGACAGUAAGCGGCCAUCAUGGCGGGCAUCCUCGAUCAGCGCUUUGACGACGACGAGGAAGAGGAUGACUUCAAUCCCGAACCUGAGCAAGGCUCCGAACCUGAUAUUGAUGAGAAGCCUGCGGCUAAUGGUGAUGCUGUCCAUGAUUUGACUGAAGAUGGCGAUGGCGUGCCAACGAAGGCUAAGGAGCGUGACGAUCUAGAGGUGAAGGAUGAGGAUGAAGACGAGAAAGACGAUGACGACGAUGAUGCUGAAGAUGGUAUUGAUGGUGCUGAUGGUGCGGCUGACGAGGAGGCGGAGGAAGAUGAAGACGAAGAGGACGAGGAAGAAGAUGAAGAUGACGAUGACAUCGAAGGCCAGCCCUCCCGAAAACGGCGAAGAAAGCACCGCCGCAACCAAUUCAUCGACGUGGAAGCCGAAGUCGACGAGGAAGAUGAAGAGGAACCGGAAGAGGACGAUGACCUGCCCGGCGAGGAAAUGCAUCCGGACGACCUCCAAGAGUUGCCGCCGGGUGCCGACCGCGAUGAUCGGAAACAUCGUGAGCUCGACCGACAACGCGAAGCCCAGUUCCACCUCAAUGCGGAAGAAGAAGCGGAACGGCUGAAGGAGCGCUACGGCCGGCAGUCACGUAAUAAGGGACCUACUGGCGCCGUCGUGCCGCAACAACUCAUGCUUCCGGACGAAAAGGGACCCAAGAUCUUCCGUAUGCGGUGUAAACCCGGUAAGGAGAGGGAAGUUGUUCUGAACAUCCAGGCUCGCAUUCUGGAGCGCGCCAACUCCCGCGAGCCGGUUACUAUUCUUUCCGCUUUCGAGCGGUCAAAGCCCCAUUCGAGCAGUAGUAGCACGGGACCGAACCCGAUGGCUGGUAUGCUAUAUGUCGAAGCGAACCGCGCGGAGGAAGUGAUAGCGGCAUGUGAGGGGAUUAACUUCGUCUUCAUGAGCCACAAGCCGAUGAUGGUGCCCGUGGGUGAUAUGCCGGCUUUGCUUAAGACACAGAAGGAGAAGCAGCUCGAGCCGGGCAUGUACGUGCGCGUGCGCAGAGGGCUGUAUAUGGGUGAUCUGGCGCAGGUGCACGAUGUGGAGGCUAAUAGUACUGAUGUCACCGUCCGCCUUGUGCCACGUCUUGACUACGGGCUGAAUGAGGAUGUCAACGCGCCGGUGGAAGAGAUCUUGCCGAAUGGUCAGAAGCGGAAGCGCACGAAAGCGCAAGUUCAGCGGCCACCGCCUCGUCUGUUUAGCGAGAUUGAAGCGCGUAAGAAGCAUGCGAAGUACCUAUCCCGACAAGGCAAUCUCAGCGGGAAUACGUGGACGUACCAGAACAAAGAGUACGUUGAUGGCUUUCUGAUUGAGAGUUUCCGCCUGGGCGCAUUGCAGAUCGAGGACGUCAAUCCAACGCUUGAAGAAGUCACGCAUUUUGCAACUUCAAGCGGCGAGGACGGGGGCGAGAAUCUCGACCUUGCCGCUCUGGCUGCCACGCUGAAGAAGAGUUCCGCCGGCGAGUUCCUACCCGGGGACCGAGUCGAGCUGUUCCGCGGCGAGCAGAAGGGCGUCACGGGUGAGAGCGUACAAGUCUACAACAACAUCGUCAAGAUCCAGGUCGAUCCCGGCUUUGGGUCGCUUUCGGGGAAAGUCAUUGAAGCUAGCAUCGACACUCUGCGCAAGAUGUUCCGCGAAGGCGAUCAUGUCAAGGUCAUCGGCGGGAGCAAGUACGUUGAUGAAGUUGGUAUGGUGGUGCGAAUGAAGGACGACCGGGUCACGAUCUUGACGGAUGCCGAGCAGAAGGAGAUUACGGUCUUUAGUCGCGAUUUACGGGUAGCUACGGACUCCGGUGGAGCAGCGAUGGAUAGUAAGUACGACCUUUUCGACCUCGUUCAGCUGGAUGCUGCGACGGUGGGUAUCGUCGUGCGGGUUGAUCGCGAGAGUCUGCGCGUGCUGGACCAGAACGGUAUGGCCAAGACACUUCUACCCAGCGCCAUAGCGAACAAGCUCGAGAAACGACGGACGGCUGUCGCCACGGAUCGUGACGGCAACGAGAUGAAGAUGGACGAUACGAUCAAAGAAUACUCCGGCGAGCAGAAAACCGGCCGUGUGCUGCAUCUGCGCGGUAACUCCGUCUUCGCUCAAAACCGCGAACGCACGGAAAACGCCGGUAUCUGGGUCGGCCGGCACUCGAACGUCCUCGUCGUCGCGGCAAAAGGCGGCAAACCAGCCAACGCAGGCGUGGAUCUUACGAAAAUGAACCCAGCGCUCGGGAAACCGAACGGUGGCGCCUCUCCCAUGCCUCCGCCGCAGUCGAAAGGUCGGGAUCGGUUGAUUGGCAAGACGGUCAAGAUCCGUAGCGGGCCGAAUAAAGGUAUGAUUGGGAUUGUCAAAGACGCUGGCGCCGAAGAGGCGAAGGUGGAGUUGCAUGCCAAGAAUAAGACGAUCCCCGUCAAGAAGGAUAUGCUUGCGCUUAUUGACCCGGAUAGCGGGAAGAUUAUUCAGGGCGGGAUUCAGAGUCUGAGUAUGGGCAAACCGCCGCCGGCGGCUAUGCCGAGUUACGCUAUGGCUUCUGGUGGUGGGGGCCGGACUCCGGCAUAUGCGGCCGGGAGCAGGACGCCGGCGUAUGCGAGUGGUGGGUUGAGUGGUGGUGCGAGGACGCCGUCGUGGAAGCAAGAUUUGGGGUCGCGGACGCCGGCGUUUGGGGUUGGAGGUCAAACGGCAUAUGGUGGGUAUGGAGGUGGUGGUGGAGGUGGGCAGACGGCGUAUGGAGGUGCUACGAGUUAUGGUGGGGCGACGAGUUAUGGUGGGGGGAGCGUUUGGGGUGGAGGCGGAGGAGGAGGGGCCUCAACCUGGAACCCUUCCGGUGGCCGCACGCCCGCGCCCUCCGGCUCGAAGACGCCCGCGUACGGUGGCCUCGAAGCGCCGACACCGGGUCUCUCUGCUCCUACGCCGGGUGGCUACCAAGAUCAGCCUACGCCUGGUGGCUUCCGAGAUCAGCCGACUCCUGGAGGGUUUAGAGGUGCAGGCGGGAGUUAUCAGACUCCUGCUGCGUAUCAGACGCCGGGAGGCAUGAUGCCGGAGACGCCGGGUGGGGGUGGGGAUGAUGGACCAGGGUAUGAUUAGAGGUGCUGUGAGGGGCGUUUUUGACGAGCUUGGGAGCCGUCUCAUGCAAAUAGCAAGGCUUGUAUCACUAUAGGGUAGAAAGAGAUUGUAUGAUGAAGAAGGUGG
Molecule: messenger RNA, 3323 nt
Organism: Baudoinia panamericana UAMH 10762
Lineage: Eukaryota; Fungi; Ascomycota; Dothideomycetes; Mycosphaerellales; Teratosphaeriaceae
Exons: 2
Coding region: 132-3218 (1028 amino acids)
Biological process (GO): regulation of DNA-templated transcription elongation; regulation of transcription by RNA polymerase II; transcription elongation by RNA polymerase II
Cellular component (GO): DSIF complex
Molecular function (GO): mRNA binding
Source: RefSeq, a predicted model, not a curated record